Lasiosphaeria miniovina is the source of this 1122-nucleotide messenger RNA. RefSeq lists its product as uncharacterized. Gene Ontology annotation, biological process: regulation of DNA-templated transcription. The record is from RefSeq and is a predicted model, not a curated record. Lineage: Eukaryota; Fungi; Ascomycota; Sordariomycetes; Sordariales; Lasiosphaeriaceae. The coding region runs from base 1 to 1122 and encodes 373 amino acids. Gene Ontology annotation, molecular function: zinc ion binding; DNA-binding transcription factor activity, RNA polymerase II-specific. The transcript has 6 exons.
AUGCAGAGAAGAGCAAAGGUGAAGACGGGAUGCGCCACCUACAGAGUAAGAAAGGCCAAAUGCGACGAGGCCAAGCCAUCUUGCCGAAAAUGCAUCGAUACCGGCAGGAUUUGCGACGGCUACGAGUCCCCCUUUCGAUUUUUCACCAGUCAGCCAAUCAGCAGCGGUCGACCACCUCUCGAGGGCGGUAUCAAUCCCAAGUCUGGCGCUGUGAUCACCCCGCAGGACAUUGACCUCCUCAGCUGGUACUUCUCGACCAAGACCAUGUUUGACGGAGUAAAACUCGGCUGUACCGAAGAAGCGAGCCAAGUUCUGUGCGCCAGCAUGACUGAUCCGGCGAUACGACACGCCAUCUUGUCCCUCCGAGCUCUCCCCCAGUAUCUCGAGACAUCACAACACGGGUCUAAUUCGCACGAUGAGUACAGUCUCCAGCAAUACUGCAUGGCUCUGGGGCGUCUUUCUUCGAACCUGUUUCCCUGGUCCUCCAGCGACGGCCUAAAGCCGGGCAAUUUCCUCGCCAUGACCCAGCACAUGGUCCACGAACUCCGCAUCAUGCGUGAGCAGCGCCGUCUGGCAGAGCGUCAGCGCUCUUUUGGCCUCGCCCCCACGGACCCGCCUUGCUUGCUAGAUGUCUUCGUCAUCAAGCUGUUCGCUACGCCAUGCAAGUUUGCCGACCACACUCCCCGUCCAGCCAAGGCAGCAAGCUCAGCAGCCGAAUUAGGCGUAAGGGAAAGUGCAAAUGCUGCCGUCGAGUCCCGCAGCCGGCAGCUCUGCACGAUCGCUCCAGACAUGCGGACCGAGCUGACGAGGAUUGCUGCCUCGACGAUCGAGCUGCUCGACAAGUUGGCGUCGCAUAGAGCCGGUUGGGUAGACGACAUGAGUAGCCUGCAAAAGGAGAAAGAGGUUCUAUUGCAUCCAUUGAGCUCGUGGCUCGCUGAUUUGGAACUCGGAGCAAUGCAUCCUGAGCCGCUUUCCGUGUCGUUCUUGUACCUCUUUCACCAGGCACUGAAGAUUAUCCUCUUGGGCGGACUCGAAGGGUUAUCGUCGGAUUCUGAAGCCGAGAUGGGAAGAGAAUACGAGCAGUUGGUGGGCAUUGCGCGGGGGAUGUUGGUGAGGGGGUGA